Gaeumannomyces tritici R3-111a-1 is the source of this 2509-nucleotide messenger RNA. RefSeq lists its product as hypothetical. The record is from RefSeq and is a predicted model, not a curated record. Gene Ontology annotation, biological process: amino acid transmembrane transport. NCBI's taxonomy places the organism in Eukaryota, Fungi, Ascomycota, Sordariomycetes, Magnaporthales, Magnaporthaceae. The transcript is spliced from 2 exons. Gene Ontology annotation, molecular function: amino acid transmembrane transporter activity. Gene Ontology annotation, cellular component: membrane. The coding region runs from base 218 to 2161 and encodes 647 amino acids.
CUCAAACCCUGCGUGCGUGCGUGCCUGCCUAGCCCAGCUGGCUGAGAAGCUAGGGGCGUGUGUCUCGAUGAUGCAAGGCGAUUGAUACGAGAGACUGAUCAAAUCCCCCAGAAACGACGCCCCCCUCAAAAAAAUACAAAAAAAAGCAAAGCCACGUCCGCCCCCAUCGCAUCGCAUCGGACCGAAUCGCAUUCGCGAUCAGUGCAGCCACAGCGCAAUGCACCCGCCGACGCUCGGUUCGCCGACGGCGCCCAGCACCAGCACCAGCACCAGCACCACCCACAGGAUGCCCCCCGGCGGCGGCGGCGGCGGCGACAUCGAGCUGAGCCUGCUGCCGGGCAAGGAGGACAGCGUCGCCCAGGGCAGCAACUACAGCAUGCGUGAGCCCACCUACGAGGACGAGCCGCGGCAGGGCCCCCUCCGCCGCUGGGCCGACAGCUUCCGCCGCGACCCGGCCAUGCGCAUCACCCCAAAGGCCGUGCCCAUAUCGCUGGCCCCCGGCACCCCGCCCGGCCGCGGCGGUGGCGGCAUGCUACCCGUCCCGCUACCCUCGCGCGACCCCGAGGACGGCGGGCACUUCUUCGACAUGCACGGCGCCGCCCUCGCCACGGCCAACUCGGGCCUGUCGCGCGAGCUCAAGGGCCGCCACCUACAGAUGAUCGCCAUGGGCGGCUCCAUCGGCACCGGCCUCUUCGUCGCCUCGGGCAGCGCCCUCAGCACCGGCGGGCCGGCCUCGGUCCUGCUCGCCUACUGCAUCAUCGGUCUGAUGCUCUACUGUACCGUCCAUGCCCUCGGCGAGCUGGCCGUCGUCUUCCCCGUCGCCGGCUCCUUCUCGGCCUUCUCCACCCGCUUCCUGGACCCGUCGUGGGGCUUCGCCAUGGGCUGGAACUACGCCCUGCAGUGGCUCGUCGUCCUGCCCCUCGAGAUCAUCGCCGCCUCCAUCACCAUCAGCUACUGGAACGACCAGCUGGACCGCUCCAUUUUUGUCACCGUCUUCCUCGUUGUCAUUGUCGCCAUCAACCUGUUUGGCGUCAAGGGCUACGGCGAGGCUGAGUUUAUCUUUGCCAUCAUCAAGGUCACUGCCGUCAUUGGCUUCAUUCUCCUCGGAAUCGUCAUCAACAUCGGCGGCACCAAGGAUGAGGGCUACAUCGGCACAAAGUACUGGCACGACCCCGGCGCCUUCAACAACGGCUUCAAAGGCCUCUGCUCCGUCUUCGUCACGGCCGCCUUCGCCUUCGCCGGCACCGAGCUCGUCGGCCUGGCCGCCGCCGAGACGGCCAACCCCCGCAAGUCGCUGCCCACGGCCAUCAAGCAGGUCUUCUGGCGCAUCACCAUCUUCUACGUCGUCGCCCUCACCGUCGUCGGCCUGCUGGUGCCCUUUGACAACCCCGACCUGAUGGGCGCCACCUCGGUCGUCGACCUCAACUCGAGCCCCUUCGUCAUCGCCAUCGAGAGCGCCGGCAUCGAGGUCCUGCCCUCGGUCAUGAACAGCGUCAUCCUCAUCGCCGUCCUCAGCGUCGGCAACAGCUCCGUCUUCGGCUCCAGCCGCACCCUCGCCGCCCUCGCCGACCAGGGCCAGGCGCCCCGCAUCCUGUCCUACGUCGACCGCCGCGGCCGGCCCCUCGUCGCCAUCCUGCUGUCGUCGUCGCUCGGCCUCAUCGCCUACGUCGCCAACCACCGCGACCAGGAGAUCAUCCUGAACUGGCUGCUCGCCGUCUCGGCCCUGAGCUCCAUCUUCACCUGGGGCAGCAUCUGCCUGGCCCACAUCCGCUUCCGCCGGGCCUGGAUCCACAAGGGCAGGUCGCUCGGCGACCUCGCCUUCCGCGCCCAGGCCGGCGUCGCCGGCUCCUGGCUCGGCUUCGUCCUCAACGUCGUCUUCCUCGUCGCCCAGUUCUGGGUCGGCAUCUGGCCCCUCGGCUUCGAGCACAAGACCUCGCUCGAGGUCGCGUCCGAGUUCUUUUUGCGCUGCAUGGCCGUCCCCAUCGUCCUCAUCAUGUGGCUCGGCCACAAGCUCUACUACCGCACCUCGUUUGUGCGCACCGACGACAUGGACCUCGACACGGGCCGCCGCGACUUUAACCUGCCCAUCCUCAUGGCCCAGGAGGUCUCCGAGAAGGGGUCCUGGCCCACUUGGAAAAAGUUGUAUAGAUACUUUUGUUAGAUUCUUUUUUUCUUUCUCUUUUUCUUUUCGUUGAUUGUUUGUAUUGUUUCUUGCCCUCGUCUUUUCUGCCUAUACCUCCUUUUCCUAUACGUUCCUCUACCUUCUUGGAUACGAUACGGUGAACAAGGUCGGCCAGAAGCAUUAAGUUUGUGCAUGAAUCCCAUGCCCUUGUGUGCACAUUAAACUACGACAGACAUGGUUAUCCCGCCCCAAGGGCUUUUGAAUAGAGUGAAUAAAUUUGCAAGACCUGUAACUUUGAUGUAACAAGCAGCCGAGCAUGGAACCGAGUGAAUGGCAGGUGAACUUUUUAUGAAACAAAAUGGCUAUCUGCGCAAAGCUGCCAACAAG